AUGAGCAAUCGCGAAUGGGGCAUCACAGACGAACCUUUUUUUGUCGCAGAUCUAGGGCAGGUCAUUCGUCAGCACCGCCGCUGGAGAGUGAAUUUACCCAAUGUUCAUCCGUUCUAUGGUGCGUACGUCAAAUCUACUACGUGUUGUGGUACUAGAGCCAAUACUGACGAUAGAUGCCCAGCGGUGAAAUGCAACCCGGACCCUACGCUGCUCCGACUGCUCGCUGAACUCGGCACUGGUUUUGACUGCGCGUCGACCGAGGAACUAAGAGUUGUCCUCAAUCUUGGGGUCGAUCCAUCACGCAUCAUAUUUGCCAAUCCGUGCAAGUCAGCCUCGUCGCUCCUCUUCGCGGCCAGGACGGGAGUAACUUUGACAAUCUUUGAUAAUCUGGACGAAUUGGAGACUAUUCGAGCGUUUCUUCCCAAUGCACGGCUUGUGCUGCGGAUCUAUGCCUGCGACAAUGAUGCUCUCAUCAAGCUGGGCGAGAAAUUCGGCGCCCCUGUCGAGACUUCAUUCAUUCUGAUGCAACGUGCGCGAGAACUGGGCUUGGAGGUUUGCGGGGUAAGCUUUCACGUCGGUACGGGAGCGUCAAACGCUUCGGCAUAUGUGAGUGCCAUUGGACAUGCCAAAAUGGUGUUUGAGCUGGGGAAAGGCCUGGGCUACGAUAUGAACCUCCUAGAUAUUGGCGGCGGCUACCAGGAUAGCAGCUUUGAAAAAAUUGCACAGUCUAUACGAGGCGCCCUCGUGGAAGUCUUUCCGUCUAGGACACGUAUUAUUGCAGAGCCAGGGCGCUACUAUGCUCGAAGCGCCUAUACCCUUGCCUGCAAUGUUCUAUCCCGCCGAUGCCACAUCGCUGAGGCCGCUCAGGGACGCCCAGAAAUGCUUUAUCAGAACGACGGCGUGUACGGGAGCUUUAUGAAUGUUCUUCUUGAGAAAGAAGUGGCGCACCCGUCAUUGAUCCCCUGCGGUUCACCGUACCGCCUCGGGGACUCAAAGCGUGCGCGUGGACCGCAUCGGUACUCAAUUUGGGGUCCUACCUGUGAUAGUGUCGAUUGUGUUGUACGAGAAACUACAUUGGAGUCAGAAGUCCGCGUGGGGGACUGGCUGAAGUAUAGUAAUAUGGGUGGUGAGCCUCCAUCAUGA
Messenger RNA from Aspergillus udagawae, 1143 nucleotides. Its product is annotated as type III PLP-dependent enzyme. Gene Ontology annotation, molecular function: ornithine decarboxylase activity. Bases 1 to 1143 code for a protein of 380 amino acids. Lineage: Eukaryota; Fungi; Ascomycota; Eurotiomycetes; Eurotiales; Aspergillaceae. Gene Ontology annotation, cellular component: cytoplasm. The record is from RefSeq and is a predicted model, not a curated record. The transcript has 2 exons.